AUGGAGAAUGUUUCUGCCAGAGGGCCCUUUGGUAGACACCACAAACAGAGAACGUCUGCAGUUAAUCAUAAGGGGGAACGGAAAAUCAUUAUCGAAAAGCAAUCAGCACGUACGUAAGGCUCAUUACAGAGGAUUUUUGUUAUUGAAUGUAAAUGAAAUACUGCUUAUAAAUAAAGUUACCUUACGCCUUGCGAUACUAACCAUUUCAAAGCUAACCGGCGAAAACGUCCGUUUCUCCUCGCUCGAAACGUCCCCGUCGGCGAAGAGCUAGGAGAAACGGAUGUUUUCGCAGGCUAUUUCAAAGCAAGAAUCUUAGAAACUUGCCUAGCAAAACUGAGAACAGGAGAUUUUUUCGAUUGAUUUUCUUUAAGAGUUAAACCAAGUGUAAUCAGUCAUUCAUUCAUAGAGCUCGAUAGGGUAAUUUUAAACUUCUAGCUUUCUCAUAAAGUUGUAGAAUGUUAGAAAUAUUAAUUGCUCCUGUGGUGUACUGUGAAUCAAAUGUGAAAUUAAGCCAGCCGAACGACAGCAUUUCUCGUAACGGACUUCUAAGCUUGAUUUGCUUAAUUCCUCCAUCUCUUAGCUCAGCAAAACUAUCUGACAGGGACACCGAACAGGGUACCUGCCGGAAUGACAAACGUGAAGCAACCUGGCGGAUCCCUAGCUGCCGCUGUUGGAGAUGGAAUAACUGACGACAAAUCUGCGAUUCAGGCCAUAGUAAACCAGGCUGCCAUUUCCACUAUCAAAAAGGUUUUCUUCCCUCCUGGUGUGUACCAGGUCAACGGUGAUAUCGCCAUCGCCGACUCUGUGGAACUUUACGGAACACAGAGUGGUAUCGCAGUUAUCAAAGCCAGGGAUGCAUAUGCCAUAAAAAUACACAAUGCUUCUCCGGUAACACAUGUUUCACUAAAGUAUCUGUAUUUUGACGGAAUUCGUGUAGAAUUUGAAGGUCGGUCUACAAACAAUAUCACAAUAAGGGUUGCGUAUUCUUUUCAUCGCAAAAUCCAGGAACAGCAAGCAAUGCUUGGAAGAAACAGUUGA
Porites evermanni is the source of this 1038-nucleotide messenger RNA. NCBI's taxonomy places the organism in Eukaryota, Metazoa, Cnidaria, Anthozoa, Scleractinia, Poritidae. The record is from the annotation of a GenBank genome assembly.